GAACAGGGUGGAAUGACUGGAGGAAUGAGCUGAGGCGGUGUGUGAGGAUGGCUCGAUGGGAGGCUGGCACUGGAAUCCAAGAGCACAGGAGAACACAAUGUUAACACGAGAAGCACAAGGAAAAAGCACAAGAAUUACUCUGGUAUCUAUGGUACAGAGCGGCCGAGAGUAUAAAAACCGGUGGGCAGAACAAUCUGGCGAGGUCUGGCAGGAAAACUGGUGUUCUUGAACUGUGGGUUGAUUAGGUUGAUUGUUGACAGGUGCAGAGUGCAGAGUGGAGAGUGAGACCAGGUGCCUGAUGAGGAAGCCGCGCCCCUGCCACAACCACACACACACAGACAGACAGGGGAGGGGGAGACACAGGGGAAACAGAACACGGGAAAACCCCUGGAGUCACGGCCAGAGCCAUGACAAUUCAGUCAUUUUCGGGGUGUUCAGAUGAUCUGGUGAGUAGCCUAUCACCUGACCUUUACAAUGCAGCCAAUCAGAGGACAGCUACAGCCAGUUCGACAGGUUGUGUAUUAAAGGAAAACACAAGGUGUGGAACACACACCUGCUGCCCACAGAGACUCGAACACACACUGGUCGAGUCAUGAAGCUGACUGUGCUGCUCUGUUCUGCUCUGCUGCUCUCCUUCUGUGGCCUGUCCCAAGAGUGGAGGAUAUGUGGAAAACCUGGCAACCGGAAUAUGCCCAUGAAGCCCCCAGAGGAGGAAAGGCUGGGGCCUGGCUGUAAGAAGUUUGAAGGGAGACCAUUUUGCACCAGGGAGUUUAAACCAGUAUGUGGCAGUGAUGGAAAGACCUACCCCACCAAAUGUGUUCUCUGCCGGGGCAACAGAGACAAGAGGAGGAAAGUGAGGGUGAAACACAGCGGGAGGUGCAAACCUGUGUCCUGAGACCUGAGACACACACCUCUGGCUGACCUGAGACACACCUCUGGCUGACCUGAGACACACCUCUGGCUGUGUAAUAGACACAUCAUAUCAAUUUCCUGCAUCUUGCAUUCUCAAUAAAGUUACAUACUGCAA
Sebastes umbrosus (honeycomb rockfish) is the source of this 1027-nucleotide messenger RNA. Its product is annotated as trypsin inhibitor ClTI-1-like. The coding region runs from base 593 to 895 and encodes 100 amino acids. The record is from RefSeq and is a predicted model, not a curated record. NCBI's taxonomy places the organism in Eukaryota, Metazoa, Chordata, Actinopteri, Perciformes, Sebastidae. The transcript is spliced from 6 exons. Gene Ontology annotation, molecular function: serine-type endopeptidase inhibitor activity; protein binding.